Phytophthora nicotianae INRA-310 is the source of this 817-nucleotide messenger RNA. RefSeq lists its product as hypothetical. The transcript has a single exon. The record is from RefSeq and is a predicted model, not a curated record. NCBI's taxonomy places the organism in Eukaryota, Oomycota, Peronosporomycetes, Peronosporales, Peronosporaceae. The coding region runs from base 150 to 482 and encodes 110 amino acids.
CAAGAAGGCAGGUGCGAACACUGCAACUCUCUACCCAAAUAAAUCAGUGCGAUCUUGUCCAAAGGAUCGUUGCGAGCAUUGGCAUGCGAUCCUCCUCGCGCUCCAGUCAUUCUUGAAUCUUCUCCCAAGCUGACAAAGAUCUCCGCGCCAUGAAGCUCUCUCUUUUUGUCACUGCUGUCCUGUGCUUUGCGAUCCAAGCCGCCGACGCCUCCACGCACCUGCGUGUGCAUAUCCUGACCGAGUUGGCCAGUACUGGCCAACAGUGCGAGUGGGAGAACAAGGCCGUCAAGUGCGAAGCUACUGCAUUCUGCCAGAAGUCUGAUAGACACACCGGAUUCUGCAUGAAGAAGAGCCCAGGACUCAACGACCAGUGCGGCGGCAAGGGCGUCAACGGCCCGUGGUCCGUCACCUGCAACUCCUCGGAUCUCAAGUGUGUGCUCCAAUCGAGUACUAAAAGCACGUGCCAGAAGAAGACGGAGUAAAUCAAGAUGCUCCCUCAAACGAAGGCUCUAGUAAGCCAUGUAUAAGGUUCGAUUGCCCGUGCCUAAGGCAGUCAUUGCUCGGACACCCAUCCCACAAUAGUCUCAAUUCCCGUGUCUACUUGGUGGUCUGUUGCCAAAACACGUAAAGCCGUAAUAUGAACACAUCCCGCUGUUGCCCAUUAUUAGUAAAUGCACAGUUUGGUUUUAAACUACUAGUACAAGUAGUAGUAUUUGCUGCUGCUGGCGGUACUUAGCCUACUGUUGGUAGAGUUCUACCUAGAACAGAGAUAAUUGGGUUGAUUCGAAGUCAAACAUUAGCAACGAACAAGAUCCAC